AUGAGCACCAGGCCAGUUUCUUCUUUAAGUUUACGUCCAAGCACCCGAACCAAACUGAUCAAAGCAGGCUUUCAAACGGUUAAAGAUUUACAAGAAACCACACUUAUAGAAUUGAGUAAAGGGAUAUCGAACACUGAAGCAUUAAAUAUAUUACAACAAAUAAAAAAAAAUAAGGUUACGUCGAUUUCCGCAUCAGAAGCUCUAAAACAAGAACGUAAACUAUGUCCUAUAUCUACUUCAUGCGAAGCCAUGGAUCAGAUGCUUGGCGGGCGAGGAGUUCCCAUAGGAAAAAUAACUGAGUUCUGCGGUGCUCCUGGGAUGGGUAAAACACAGCUAGGGAUGCAACUUUGUGUUAAUGUUCAAGUACCACAAAAUUUAUCCGGCCCAGAAGGAGAAGCAAUAUUUAUCGAUACGGAAGGUAGCUUUAUCGCUCAUCGUGCUGCGGAAAUUGCUAAGGCUACAAUCACAAAAUUAAACGAAAAUACCGUUGCUGGAAAUGAAUUUCUAGUGAACUUUGAGAGCGUCAUGUCAAGAAUUUAUGUAUCAAAAGUUCAUAACUGUGACGAGUUAAUCGCGCUUAUGAAAAUCCUAGAUGAAUUUUUACAAGAACAUCCAAAUGUAAAACUUCUUGUCAUUGAUUCCAUUGCAUUUCAUUUUCGUCAACAAUUUGAUGAUAUGGCACUUCGAACGCGACUGUUAAAUGGGUUGGCUCAGGAUUUAAAUAAAUUUGCUCAAACAUAUGAACUUGCUGUUGUUUUGUUUAAUCAGAUGACUACAAAAUUUAAAACAUCUAGAGAUUACAAUGUUAAAGAUCAAGCUGCUUUAGUUCCAGCUUUAGGUGAAAGUUGGGGUCAUCAAUGUACAAAUCGUAUAGUUCUUUAUUGGCGUAAUGAAAUUCGUUGCGCACAACUUGUCAAGUCACCAAAUUUACAAGAAACUACUGUUCACUACCAAAUUAAUUCAGAUGGUAUUAGCGAUUAUCAAUCAAACCUUAAUAACAACAAUAAAAGAAGAUGGGAAGAAAAAGAAAAAUAA
Molecule: messenger RNA, 1035 nt
Organism: Funneliformis geosporum
Lineage: Eukaryota; Fungi; Glomeromycota; Glomeromycetes; Glomerales; Glomeraceae
Source: the annotation of a GenBank genome assembly